Molecule: messenger RNA, 2377 nt
Organism: Salvia hispanica
Lineage: Eukaryota; Viridiplantae; Streptophyta; Magnoliopsida; Lamiales; Lamiaceae
Product: dammarenediol II synthase-like
Biological process (GO): triterpenoid biosynthetic process
Cellular component (GO): lipid droplet
Molecular function (GO): beta-amyrin synthase activity
Source: RefSeq, a predicted model, not a curated record
AUGUGGAGGCUGAAGAUUGCCGAGGGCGGCGGGCCGUAUUUGUACAGCACAAACAACUUCGUCGGGCGGCAAGUAUGGGAGUACGACGAGAACGCCGGGACGCCAGAGGAGCGAGAGGCGCAGCUCGUCGAUUUCCAGAAGGCUCGCGAAGAGUGGAGCGAGAACAGGAAGAAAGGAUUCCAUUCAUGCGGAGAUUUGUUUCUGAGAUUGCAGCUGAAGAGGGAGAGCGGAAUCGAUCUACUCGGGAUUCCUCCGGUGAGGAUUGGAGAGAAUGAAGAGAUUAGUUAUGAAGCUGCAACGACCGCGGUCAAGAAGGCCUUGCGGGUGAACCGGGCGGUCCAAGCCAGCGAUGGCCAUUGGCCGGCCGAGAAUGCCGGCCCGCUUUUCUUCACUCCUCCUUUGCUGAUAUCUUUGUACAUAAGUGGGACACUGAAGAAAGUGAUGACGGCGGCGCACAUAAAGGAGUUGAUCCGCUACAUCUACAACCAUCAGAAUGAGGAUGGGGGUUGGGGAUUUUACAUAGAAGGACACAGUACUAUGAUCGGAUCGGCUUUGAGCUACGUGGCGCUGAGGAUACUAGGCCAGGGACCGGAUGAUGGCAACGGCGCCAUGGCUAGGGGAAGGAAAUGGAUCCUUGAUCAUGAAGGCGCUACAGGAAUCCCGUCUUGGGGAAAAACCUAUCUUUCGGUUCUUGGAGUGUACAAAUGGGACGGUUGCAACCCACUUCCCCCGGAGUUCUGGCUCUUCCCUUCAGUCUUCCCUUAUCAUCCCGCAAAGAUGUGGUGUUAUUGUCGCACGACCUACAUGCCAAUGUCGUAUCUAUACGCUAGACAGUUCCACGGCCCCUUGACCGACCUUGUUUUAGCCAUCCGUAACGAAAUCCAUAUAAAGCCUUACGAUGAGAUAGACUGGAACAAGGCGCGCCACCACUGCUGCAAGGAAGAUCUUUACUAUCCUCACUCUAGGAUCCAAGAUCUUCUGUGGGACACUCUCAACUACUGCAGCGAGCCGUUGAUGAGGCGCUGGCCGUUGAACAAGAUCAGGCAGAAGGCCAUGGACAAGGCCAUCAAAUACAUGCGCUACAAUGCUGAGGAGACCAGAUACAUCACACUCGGAUGCGUCGAAAAAAGUCUGCAGAUGAUGUGUUGGUUUGCCCACGAUCCGAACUGCGAUGAAUUCAAGCAUCACAUAGCAAGAGUGCCCGAUUACAUGUGGCUAGCGGAAGACGGGAUGAAAAUGCAGAGCUUCGGGAGCCAGCUUUGGGACAGCGUUCUCGCGACUCAAGCGAUUAUCUCAACGGGGAUGGUUGAGGAAUACGGAGACUCUCUGAAGAAGGCGCAUUUCUACAUAAAGGAGUCUCAGGUGAAGCAGAAUCCCAAGGGGGAUUUCGCGGCCAUGUAUCGUCACUUCACCAAAGGCUCAUGGACUUUCUCGGAUCAAGAUCAGGGUUGGGUUGUUUCCGACUGCACGGCUGAAGCGCUCAAGUGUCUGCUCAUGUUGUCUCAAAUGCCGGCUGAGAUCGCAGGAGAGAAGGCUGAUGCUGGGCGCGUUUAUGAUGGUGUAAAUGUGCUACUUUAUCUGCAGAGUGCUUUAAGCGGCGGAUUUGCGAUAUGGGAGCCGCCAGUUCCGCAGCCGUAUCUGCAGGUUUUGAACCCUUCGGAGCUCUUUGCAGACAUUGUGGUUGAGUCAGAGCAUGUGGAGAACACUGCUUGUAUUAUCCAAGCACUCGUCUCGUUCAACCGUCUGUAUCCGGGGCAUCGCGCCAAGGAGAUAGAAGCCUCUGUUGCACAUGCAUUGAAGUUCCUUGAAGGAAGGCAAUGGCCUGAUGGCUCAUGGUAUGGAUACUGGGGAAUCUGCUUCAUGUACGGAACGUGCUUCGUCUUGGGAGGAUUUGCUGCAGCCGGGAAGACGUACGAGAACAACGAAUCAGUGCGAAAAGCAGUGAAUUUCUACUUAACAACACAGAAUGAGGAAGGUGGAUGGGGAGAAAGCCUUGAGUCUUGUCCAAGCAUGAAAUACAUUCCGUUGGAUGGGAACCGCAUGAAUUUGGUUCAGACAUCAUGGGCCAUGCUCGGUCUCAUGUAUGCCGGACAAGCAGAGAGGGAUCCGAAACCUUUACAUAAAGCAGCAAAGCUGUUGAUUAACGCGCAGAUGGAGGAUGGAGAUUUUCCACAAGAGGACAUAACAGGGGUGUACAUGAAGAAUUGCAUGCUGCAUUACGCGCAAUACAGGAAUAUAUUCCCGCUGUGGGCGUUGGGAGAGUAUCGUAAACGAGUCUGGUCAUCGCAAUGCUUUUAACGAAUAUCAGAUUAUAACCAAUAGUUAUAACCAAUAGUUAUAUUCAUAUGCAUAUGUGUGUGUUUGUCUAUUGAAGAAU